Molecule: messenger RNA, 1448 nt
Organism: Cryptotermes secundus
Lineage: Eukaryota; Metazoa; Arthropoda; Insecta; Blattodea; Kalotermitidae
Gene: Membrin
Product: Golgi SNAP receptor complex member 2
Exons: 4
Coding region: 205-846 (213 amino acids)
Biological process (GO): vesicle fusion; vesicle-mediated transport
Cellular component (GO): SNARE complex; Golgi apparatus; ER to Golgi transport vesicle membrane
Molecular function (GO): SNARE binding; SNAP receptor activity
Source: RefSeq, a predicted model, not a curated record
GAAAAAGAAAACCCCAGUUACACCGAGGAAACUGGCAACCGCAACACGAAAGGCGCGCCACUGCACAUCUGUGUCUGAGCUCAGUUGUCUGUGGACCUUGUGGACUUCCGUGUUUUGUGACGUUCCGUGAUGUGGACGGUGUCUGUGGAAAUGUGGAUGUGUGGAGUACGGUGAAGUCUGUUUUGCGUUAAUUUUGAAGCCAGCAUGGAACCUCUGUACCUGCAAACAAAUCGACUUGUUCAGGAGACUCAACAGUGUUUUGAAAAACUGGAAAAAGGUGGUGACGCUAAUUCAGAUGCAAUUGAAAGAGAAAUUCAAGCGAGAAUAGACUCUAUCACGAGCAACUGCGAAAGAUUAGAAAUUCUCAUUUAUAAAGAACCACUGAAUAGGCGAACAAAUGGAAAACUACGAAUUGACCAACUAAAAUAUGACAGGAUGCAUUUACAGGCAGCAUUAGACACAUACAGGAAUCGCAGAUACCAGCGUCUGCAAGAGGAGAGGGAACGUGAAGCCCUACUGAACCUGCAGUUCCGGCCCAGUAGCAGCCAUGAGACCAGCAUCCUCAUGGACCACGGCCAGAAGCACCACACUUCCCUCCAGAAUGCAAAUCGUGGAGUUGACGACUUACUGCAGUCUGGUGCAGGAAUUUUAGAAAGUCUACAAGGUCAGCGGGUGACCAUCAAAAGUGCACACCGACGUCUAUAUGACAUUGCAAAUACGUUGGGAUUGUCAAACACAACAAUGCGUUUCAUAGAAAGGCGAGCAUACCAGGACAAAUUUAUACUGUUUGGUGGAAUGGUGUUUACCCUCAUUGUGAUAGGUCUAAUAGUCAUCUACUUUACAUAACAGCAGACAACGCUGUGUGAAGUCUGCACCUCUCUGCGUGAUUUGCUAAGCCCAAGAAGUAAUUUCCUAAAGACAAUGGAUCUCUCACCUGAGGGUGUCAGUGUUAUCUUGCUUCAGAAGGCCUUGUAAAUGUGUCAGUACAGUAAAGUACAUAUAAGUUAUUGUAGACUGCCACACUGUUGUUAAAUUGGGGACCAAACAUUGUAGUCAAGUGGGCACCACACCUGCUUCAUGUAUAGGAGGUUUUUCCCAGUUACCUCAAUCCCUGCAGAAGAAUGUUGGGAUAAUGCUUUAAAUUGGUCAGCAGCUGCUCCAUUCCAUAUUGCCUAUUAAUUAUUUACUGAUUGCCUUUCAGUUCAUUGCCUCAGACAGGUUUCUUUCCAUCAUUUGUGGUUUUGUUGCCACCUGUUCAUAGAGUGUUGCCAGCUAAUGGGUGGCUUCCUAACAGUACAACAAUAAUGUGCUACCAUACAAGUCUAAUUGUAGGUCCCGUUUAUACUCCAUAAAUAUGUUUUCCUCAGCCACUUCACAUCUCCACAGGUAAAAGUCAGAUCUAGAGAAACUUAACAUAAGCCAUGCUGUAACAUAAACAGACCACUGCU